AUGUUGAAGCGCUACCUCGGCUGGUCCGCAAACGCGCCCCUCAAGAUCCAGUUGGACGGCCUCGGCAUCUACCACGAUAGAAUCACCCAGAACGGAAUGCACCCUGCUCUAGCGCUGUUGAUGGAACAUGCUUCACGCUGGUCGGUCGUGAAGUUCCGAGAUGUGCCUUUCCAAACGAUCAAUUCUCUUCGUGCAGUCAAAGGCCAAUUUGGAGAGCUCCGAUCCUUGAACUUUUCGGCUCUAGCCUCUGAUUACAGCCACAUCCCUUUCGCCGACCAACUCGAUGCUUUUGAAGAUGCAGGAAGAUUGGAGGUCGUCAAAAUUAGCGCUGUAAUCCCUGGUGGGGGUAUCUUAAUCCCUUGGGACAAUCUCAAGUCGUUCGCAUGCGUGGUGGAUAGGCGGGGUUUGGCGAUCCCAGUCGAGGAGUUGAGCAGCCUGGAAGAACUCGAAAUUGUACAAGGCGGGGACGAUGAUUCGUUCGGGAGGCCAAAGAAGGUUAUACCGGGUCUGAAAGUCCUCCGCUACAGCUACAACACUGUGGGAGGUCGAGGAGACACUUCGAGCAGGUCUAUCAGUCGCCUCCGCCUUCCGACACUGGAGGACGUUCAGAUGAAGAAUUGCAAGAUCAGCGACCUCUCACUCCUUAUAACUGCUUCGAAAUGCGGACAUCAUUUGCGUAGAAUUGCAUUCCGGACCCAACAGUCCCUCAUACCUGGCGAACUCACCGGUCUAUUGGAAGCUACACCGUACCUGGCCGAGCUCGAUAUCUCUCAACCGCCUGACCAAGAUGCAAAAAUGCUGGUAUACGUCCCUCAAAACUCGUCUCCUGGCGCUCCCACAUUCCUCCCUCAUCUGGAACGGCUUCACAUACACUGCACGAGCACAGGAAGCAGGAACACCCAUCGCAUUUAUUGCGAGAUUGGCCGGACGCGAUGCGACAUUGACCUGGACUCCUCUUUGAUUCGUCAACUCAAGGAGUUCCGGUUGGUCUUCGAAACCAAGGGUCUUCGCUCGUUGGCUAUAUCCCAGGGUCUUGGACUAUCGGAGCUGGUGAGCGAGCCUGAACUCCUUGAAGGAUCGAGAAUCCUGAGGGCCCAGGGAUUGAUUUCCGGAUGGACGGAAGUCAUACUCCGAAACAUUCGCAACGCCGAGAGGAUCAAGCCAUCCGUAGCCAAAGCACCGACCAAGAAACAUUUGUCAACUUUCAAAAAAAUCUCCUCACAACUUUGCUCUGUCUUGGACGAGAUUGAACAUUUUACAUCUCGGGAAGUGACAGAGCAGGAGCUCACAGCCGUUCAGGUUAGUCUAUUCUACCCAUUUGACCAUUUUAAUCGUUUGAUUUCGCAAGAAGAGCUCUAG
This is a messenger RNA of Coprinopsis cinerea okayama7#130, 1359 nucleotides long. RefSeq lists its product as hypothetical. NCBI's taxonomy places the organism in Eukaryota, Fungi, Basidiomycota, Agaricomycetes, Agaricales, Psathyrellaceae. The transcript has a single exon. The coding region runs from base 1 to 1359 and encodes 452 amino acids. The record is from RefSeq and is a predicted model, not a curated record.